This is a messenger RNA of Rhododendron vialii, 1400 nucleotides long. Its product is annotated as probable serine/threonine-protein kinase PIX13. Lineage: Eukaryota; Viridiplantae; Streptophyta; Magnoliopsida; Ericales; Ericaceae. The transcript has 5 exons. The record is from RefSeq and is a predicted model, not a curated record. Bases 132 to 1256 code for a protein of 374 amino acids. Gene Ontology annotation, biological process: protein phosphorylation. Gene Ontology annotation, molecular function: ATP binding; protein kinase activity.
CUGUUUCCCUGCUGUGGCUCCUCUGUUUCGCUGAAUUAACAAGAAGAGACAGAAAACCCUUUUCAACGCCUGCAUCAAAAUAGUAAUCUUCUUCCUUCUUUCUUUCUUUCUUACUUUCUAGAGAGAGAGAGAUGGGAAACUGUUUGGCAUCUCCGGUGGAGAAUCAUAGCCCAAUCGCCACCCAACCAUCAACCUCAGUUGACGGCAAAGAAAAGGCAAUAAAGCAGAGCAAAAGCAGUGACAACAGACACGGAGCUGAAAACAGAGGUUCAGCGGCGGCAGGAGGAGGAGGUACGGUGGUGCCGCCGAGCGGGAGAAUUAUAACUCCGAACUUGAAAAAUUUUACUUACGCGGAACUGCAGAGUGCAACAAGGAACUUCAGGCCGGAGGCGGUGGUCGGAGAGGGAGGAUUCGGGACGGUAUUCAAGGGUUGGGUGGAUAGGGAGACCUUGGCGCCGUCGAAGCCCGGCGUCGGAAUGCCGGUCGCCAUCAAGAUAUCUAAACUUGAUAGUUGGCAAGGACUCCAAGAGUGGAAGGCGGAGGUGGACUUGUUGGGGAAAUUUAGCCAUCCAAAUCUAGUUCAACUCUUGGGUUAUUGUCGGGAAGAGAAAUAUUUCAUCCUAAUCUACGAAUAUAUGGAGGGAGGAAGCUUAGAAACCCACCUCUUCAGAAAGGGUGGAGAUCCUAUUCCAUGGGAUACGAGGCUCAAUAUAGCGAUCGGGACGGCUCAAGGCCUCACUUUCUUGCACACAUCUGAGGAUCAAGUGAUCUUCCGUGAUUUCAAGGCAUCGAAUAUAUUGCUCGACAAGGAUUUCAAUGCAAAGCUUUCGGAUUUUGGGGUGGCAAGGUUGGGUCCUGCUGACAACAAAUCACACGUCUCAACGCGCAUUAUCGGUUCAUACGGUUACGCAGAUCCCGAGUACAUUGCCACAGGUCAUUUGUAUGUGAAGAGCGAUGUAUACGGUUUUGGAGUGAUGUUGCUCGAACUAUUAACGGGCCUAAGGGUGGUUGACGUAAGACGACCCAAUGGAGCUCUUAACUUGAUAGAGUGGGCAAAGCCUUCCCUAGCUGAGAAAAGAAAGCUGAAGAAAAUCAUGGACCCAAGGCUGGAGAAUCAGUACCCUCCAAGAGCUGCAUUCCAAGCAGCUAAGCUUGUAUUAAAAUGCCUGAAAUUACAACAAAAGCACCGCCCGUCCAUGGAAGAAGUCUUGGUGACACUACAACAGAUUAACUCCAUCAUGGUGAAUCCCAACUGAUCCCAAGGAGUCUGAAGCAGGCAAAAAAAUAUCCCGUGGCCCAUUGCCGCCACCAAAAACCUACUCCCUUCGUCCGUGUUUGUUAGUCUGUUUUGGAGAUUCCAAUUUUUUGUUUUUUGGAGACAUCAUGAUGGCUUUUAAUAA